CCCGCGGCGGUGACAGCGAGUGGACCCGAUCCUGACCUCACCGUGCCGGCGCUUCAGAGCAAGAUGGCUGACAGGGAGCUGGUGAAGAAGAUGCUGCGGGCCAUCCUCCAGGCCAACAAGAAUGGAGUGUCGCUGUCACGUCUACAGUCAGAGUACAAGGAGCUCACCGGAGAGCAGAUACCACACAAACAACUGGGACACAACCACCUGGACACACUGCUAGCUGGCAUGUCGUCAGUUGUUCGCAUGGAGCGCAACCGCUCUGGAGAGAUGGUCUAUUUUGCCUCGGGGGCCAAUGAGACGUCCCAUAUAGCCAAGGUGGUGGCUCGCCAGCGCAGCUCCAAGAAGACAGGCCGACCCCACCUGGUCAACACCCAGAUGAGGGUCAAACCAGCAGCACCACUUGUCCUCAAUGCCAAACCUCAAACCUCACUGAGGCAGCCGAACCACCGCGGACGUGGUGGUGGUAGAGGAGGAGGAGGUGGCCGAGGGACAGGACAUGGAGACUCCAGACAAGCCAGAGAUAUGAGGGAUGGCCAGUCAGAGAGCAAGGCAAACAAGAUGUCCAAUCAGAACACACCCAACAGGAAGGGGAACCCACCUGCAGAGAAGUCAGACAAGAGGAUGACUCUGCCAUCACGGUUUCAUAAAGAGGUGCAAGCUCACCUUUCCAGAAACCCCCCACAGACUGGUCCACCCUUGAAUCUGAACGAGAGCCUGAGCUCUGGAAAAGGAAAACCCUACAACCCUCAGCAGGUCCAGGGGCGCAUCAGGGAGAUCCUGUCGAAGUACAGCAAUGGGUUCUGGGUAUCGAAGCUUCCUCAGAUCUACAGAGAGCUGUACAAACAAGACCUGCCCACUGAGGCCGCCAAAGACCUGGAGACCUGGACACACAUAUGCACUGUAGAGAAAACCUGCAGCAGCAACCCAACAGAACUGCUCCUCUACCCUGCCAAGGAACAGACCACCACAUCCUCCCCUUCACCCAUCGUUAACUUGAACUCAACCAGCGCCCCUGUCCCGAAAUCAAACACCCCUGCAGAUAAACCCCUGCAUUUCCCUGCUCAACAGAGACCCCCCACCACCCACCUGACUCGCUCAGGUUCUCCCUCUCCUCAGUCUCCGCCAUCGUCCUCCUCAUCCCCCAGCCCUCCUUCUUCCCCUGCCUCCCUUGGCCCCGACCUGAGGCUGAAACUGGAGGAGUUGCUGAUGAAGUACUCCAACGGUCUGUGGGCACACGCACUGCCCAAGCUCUUUCAGGACACCUACAAAACCAAACUGCCCAGUCAUGUUCUGGAGAACCUUCAUCUCCUUUCCGACAUCUGCACUAUUGACUACCCGAUGCCUGACAACCCCAAGAGGGCCAUCCUGUACAGGAGGAGCAGCACAGAAGAUGGAGGAGGAGAGGAUGAAAACUGCAAUAGGAGGAACUCUUCGACCAGUGAAGAGGAUCUGAGGGUGAGGCAGGAGCUGGGGAGGAGGCUCAGUAAUCAUGCGGUGCCUUCUCUGCAAAUUCCCAAAGAGGAGUACCCCUCUGUGCUGGUGGUGGAGGCUACCAACACCAACGGUGUUAUACUCAGGUACAUUGGUGAGGGUUACUCCCAGGCCCAGGAAACCAUGGAGGAUGAGAUGAGAGAGUUUUAUGGCCUGAACCAAAGUACUCCACCUCCUUUGUCAUCCCCAUCCUCUGGCCAACUUGUUGCUGUCAGAGCUGAGGAAGAAGAGGAGAUCCUGAGGGCACAAGUCUGUGAGGUCAUGGCUGACAAGGUCAAGGCCUACUAUGUGGAUCAUGGAUUCUCAGAGGUGAUCAACAAAAACAAAGUGUUUGAGCUGAAUGAGAAGUUUUUCAAACUUCCUUUCCAGGCGACCAAGUGUAAACUAGCAGGUCUGGAGCCAUUCUGUCAGGAGCCUGCAGUGCUGAAGAAGUUUGAGACGAUGGCAAGUGGUAGGAUCCUAUUGGCUGAGAUCCUAGAGAGAGGGCAGACCCCUCUCGCCGUCCUGUACGACACGUCGCAGGAUGAUGAUGUCAACAUCAACGCUGCCUGCAUGAAAGCUUUGCAGGACAAGACGCUAGCAAGCCCGUUACAGGUGAACAGCGCUUAUAUGAAUGUGACCGUCAGCAGCGUCUGCUCAGAUGGAACUGUCUACUGUCAACUGCCCUCCAGAGGCCUGGCCAAGCUGAAUGAGUUACUGGAGAAUAUAGAGACAUACUUCCACUCACAGGUAACUUCAGAGUUCCUGGUGUCCAGACCCUUUUGUGGGAAAGGAUGUAUGGCUCGCUACAAAGGCAAAUGGUCCCGUGUAGAGAUCACCAACCUGCAUGGCAGCAGAGUGCUGGACAUCCUGUUUAUUGACGUGGGUGUGCAGGCAUCUGUAGAAGUGUUUGAGCUGAGAGAGAUCCCACCACUAUUCCUCCGUGACCUAAUGGCUAUCCCACCGCAGGCUGUGAAGUGCUGUCUAGCCGACCUGGCUGUCAGUGUUGGGUCCUGGACUCCAGAUGCUGUCCAGUGGCUUCGAGAGAAAGUGCUCAACAUCACUGACUGCAGCAUGAAAGUUGCUAAGGUAGAUGAAACCAAGCGCUGCACCUACGUCCACCUGUUCACUGAUAAGAACUUUCAUGACCCGGCCCGCAGCCUCAACCAUCAGAUGGCGCAGUCUGACCUGUUCAAACAUCAACCAGAUGUUUUCCUGACGAGCCACAGCCCUGCUAAGAUCUCCACAGCCACUUUAUCCUCCAAGACAUCCAGUACCAGCGACUCCACUAACGAUAAUAGAUCAACUACUGUCCCAGCUAAGCCUCAAAUCCGAAGGGCUCUGCCGGGUCACAGAGGAGUUGCAGGAGGUGGAGGAGGAAACACAACCCGCACCACUCCACCAGAGACGCCUUCAACUCCCUCAAACUCUGUCCAGCUGCCACCACUACUAGAGCUGCCUCCAGCUGGAAACAACGUAGAUGUCUAUGUAUCUGUGGCGUGCCAUCCGGGCCACUUUGUGCUGCAGCCCUGGAGAGAUAUGUACAAAUUGGUGGUGUUGAUGGGAGAGAUGAUUCUGUACUACAAUAAAACUGAAGAAAAACCACUCAACAUAGAGAAGAAUCAGAUAUAUGCUGCUAAAGUGGAGACCAACUGGCAUCGUGUGUUAGUGAAGGGAGUUCUGACCAAUGGCUUGGUGUCUGUCUAUGAGCUGGACUAUGGUAAACAUGAGCUGAUCAGCUGCACCCAGCUCCGACCUCUGAUCAAGGAGUUCAGGCAGCUGCCAUUUCAGGGAAUCACUGCUCAGCUGGCUGGAGUGAAGCCGAGGCAGUGGUCAGAAGAAGCUUCCAUCGUUUUCAGGAACCACGUGGAGAAGAAACCACUCGUGGCCCAGCUGGAGAACCUACAGGAAGCCACGAACCCGUGGGACAGGAAGUUGACGGUCUUCCUGGUUGACACUUCGCAGGAGGAACGAGACAUCUGGGUGCAUGACAUCAUGGCUGAGUUUGCUGAUGAGAUUACCAAUGAGUUGUAAAGAGAAGAUGGGCGUUGUCCUCUUGCUCAAUGAAACACUAUAAAAUGUGGAUAGAUGAAAUAGGAGAAGCUUAUUCAUCUUUAUCUAUCUACCAGUAGACAGAUGAAAGGAAUGAAAUGAAGGAGAAGGGAAGAAGGGAAAUUGAGUGGGUUUAUAGUAUGUGGAGUCUAAUAUUGACAGAAAGACAAGAGGUACAGGUGUAGUAACAACUUGCUAGUUGUGUUAGGGGCUGUACAGUGAGGGGUGAUGUGACUUUUAGUGACUGCAGUUUGACCAUUGGAUAAAACACCCAUGCAUGAUGUUGUGGUUAAGUACAAACCUGCUACAGACACAUUUACAGUUCCAUCUAUUAUCUAUGUGUGAUAUUCUCACAAAGCUGCGUUAUAACAUUUGGUUUGGGCUUUAAAUCCAAAGCAGCAUCCAGAAGUACUGAGAGCACAUGCAGUUUCAGUGUGUGUCACCUGAACCCUGGUAAUGUGAGCAACGCUCAAAGGGCACAAAAUGUACAAAUGAACUGCAGAAGUUCUCAUAUGCUUGGAAAACUUAAAUGCAUUUGUUUACAAUAGCCGCUUAAUGGAUGCGCAGUUGUCAGAAAGGUUAAAAAAGCUACAGAGCAAACAUUCCCCUGAAGGGAGGAGAAGCGGAUGAGUCAACAUUUUUAUUUUGUGAUACAUUUAUUUAAAGUCAGAGACAAAGUGAAUAUUUUUGGGUAUCGAUGGGAAGUAUCUUUAACAUCAUGACAAUUCUUGCAGUCAGUCUGGGUUUUAACAUAAGUCCUGAGUGAUCCCAUUACAAGUGGUCAUCUCUAAGUUCUGGUAUAAAAGCAUUCAAAUGCGUUGUAAUCAUAUACGAAGGACCGCCUCCUCAGCGGACGUCCACUGACUCGCUGCAGUUUCAUAAUGGAUCAAAAGUAUUUUUACACUUCUCAGUGUCCAUACGUUGAUUUAUUUGUGACCACCUCAUAAUAGAUUAUUUUUGUUUUAAAAUGAGUAAAAUCCUAUUCCAUAGAAGAGCAGCAGCUUAUUGAUUCAUUCAGCUCCUUCUGUCUCCGCUCCUACAGACACAAAAUACAUUGUCAUCGGACACAACUCAGACUGGGGAAAUGAGAUCUGAACAAUUGGUCACAGGAGACACAUUUAGGAAGCACUUGUGAUUGGAUCUCUCAGAUGUUAAUACCAGGAGUGAACAGGAGAAGCAUGACACAGACGUUAAUAGAGUUUGCAGAGGACUGGUAAACUACGUCAGAUGUUUUUUUUUUUAAAUUUUGACCAGUUGUUGUUAGUGGUUCAUCUUGACGCUGCAUGCACUGUAAAUUAGUGGUGUUUUGGAAUUUUGCAGUUGACUAAAAAAUUGGAGAGCUGAAGGCAUCGAAGCUACAUUCUGAUGCCUUGUAUAGAAGAUAAAUGUGACUUUUUCAAAUUUAUUUUUGAAGAAACAAAAAGAAAACACUAACAUAUCAGUGGAAUGCAUGUGUUAAAACCCAGGUCUCAUCCCCUCUCCACCUGAGACACUGAUGCAAUCGGACUUUAAUGGGGUUAACCAUCUCUCCUUUCUUAUUCCAUGACAGCAAUUAAUUGAUUUCUGCAGAUUUACAUGUGCUGCAUGUUGCAGAAGUUCCUGAGUUGUGUGCACAUAUAGUUUGAUGUUAUAAUAAGAAAAUUUAUUCACCGAUAGUGUUAUGCCAGUAGAUUUUCAAGUAGAAGAUCAUUUGAAAUUCUGAUGGUUGGUUCAUCAAAUGUUGCCCUGAGGGAUUUUACUCUGAAAUGUGACGUGAAUGCACCAUGUUUUUGGAUGUGCAAGGCCUUUCCAAAUCUAUGAGAGUAAACUUGACAAAACUCAAAGCUGCAUUGUUGUUAACAACUUAAAAGCGACAUGAAUUUAAUUUAUAUUUAACUUAUAUUGUCUAGAUGAUAAUAGUAAUUUUAUCAUUUCCAGUUUGUUUAACAGUGAC
Messenger RNA from Paralichthys olivaceus (Japanese flounder), 5458 nucleotides. RefSeq names its product tudor domain containing 7 b (gene tdrd7b). The record is from RefSeq and is a predicted model, not a curated record. NCBI's taxonomy places the organism in Eukaryota, Metazoa, Chordata, Actinopteri, Pleuronectiformes, Paralichthyidae. Gene Ontology annotation, biological process: spermatogenesis; piRNA processing; P granule organization. Gene Ontology annotation, cellular component: P granule.